ACAACCCUCACACUCUGUCACUGUCCCUCUGGCAUGAGUGCAGCUGGUAAGAGCCCUCAGGUAAAAAGUCCUCAGAAAUCCUGCUGUCUUCGUUCCUUGGGGAAACUUAGGGCUCCAGGAUUGAAGCUUGGUUUCUUAAGUUGGACAUUAAGCCAGAAGACUUUCUGACAGCUUUCAAUUUGGAAUUGGAGGUGGACAUUUUUCUCUCAGAUGACAGACCCACUCCAACUUCCCCUCUGCACUUGCUUCCCUUCCUUAAAGGUAGCAGUAUCUUGUUUUCUGUAAAACCUCUUCCUUUCAAAAGUUGCCUGCCAUGCAGACCGUCAGCGCAUCUGUGGCCCCACAGACGGGGGCCGAGCCCCGGUCCCCAGGGCCAGUCCCACACCCAGCCCAGGGAAAGGCCACUGAGGCUGGGGGAGGACACCCAGGUGGCAUCUAUUCAGCCAUCAUCAGCCGCAACUUUCCUGUCAUCGGAGUGAAAGAGAAGACAUUUGAGCAGCUUCGCAAGAAAUGUCUGGAAAAGAAAGUUCUUUAUUUGGACCCUGAGUUCCCACCGGAUGAGACCUCGCUCUUUUACAGCCAGAAGUUCCCCAUCCAGUUCGUCUGGAAGCGUCCUCCGGAAAUCUGUGAAAAUCCCCGAUUUAUCAUUGGCGGAGCCAAUAGGACGGACAUCUGCCAAGGAGACCUAGGGGACUGCUGGUUUCUCGCGGCCAUUGCCUGCCUGACCCUGAACGAGCGGCUGCUUUUCCGAGUUAUCCCACAUGACCAGAGUUUCACUGAAAACUACGCGGGGAUCUUCCACUUCCAGUUCUGGCGCUAUGGUGACUGGGUGGAUGUGGUUAUUGAUGACUGCCUGCCAACAUACAACAAUCAGCUCGUCUUCACCAAAUCCAACCACCGCAAUGAGUUCUGGAGCGCUCUGCUGGAGAAGGCUUACGCUAAGCUCCACGGUUCUUAUGAAGCCCUAAAAGGUGGGAAUACCACAGAGGCCAUGGAGGACUUCACAGGAGGGGUGACGGAGUUUUUUGAGAUCAAGGAUGCUCCACGAGACAUGUACAGGAUCAUGAGGAAAGCCAUCGAGAGAGGCUCCCUCAUGGGCUGCUCCAUUGAUGAUGGCACGAACAUGACCUAUGGAACCUCUCCUUCCGGUCUGAACAUGGGGGAGUUGAUUAAACGGAUGGUGAGGAACAUGGAUAACUCGCUGCUCAGGGACUCAGACCUCAUCCCCAGAGGCUCAGAUGACAGACCAUCGCGGACAAUUGUUCCGGUUCAGUAUGAGACAAGAAUGGCCUGCGGGCUGGUCAAAGGCCAUGCCUAUUCGGUCACUGGACUGGAGGAGGCCCUGUUCAAAGGGGAGAAAGUGAAACUGGUGAGACUGCGGAACCCCUGGGGCCAGGUGGAGUGGAACGGCUCUUGGAGUGACAGCUGGAAGGACUGGAGCUUUGUGGACAAAGAUGAAAAGGCUCGUCUUCAGCACCAGGUCACUGAGGAUGGAGAGUUCUGGAUGUCAUAUGAUGACUUCACCUUCCACUUCACAAAGCUGGAGAUCUGCAACCUGACUGCUGACGCCCUGGAAUCUGACAAGCUGCAAACGUGGACAGUGUCGGUGAAUGAGGGCCGCUGGGUGAGGGGCUGCUCUGCUGGAGGCUGCCGCAACUUCCCAGACACUUUCUGGACCAAUCCACAGUACCGUCUGAAGCUCCUGGAGGAGGACGAUGACCCUGAUGACUCUGAGGUUAUCUGCAGCUUCCUGGUGGCUCUGAUGCAGAAGAACCGCCGGAAGGAUCGAAAGCUGGGCGCCAACCUCUUCACCAUCGGCUUCGCCAUCUAUGAGGUUCCCAAAGAGAUGCACGGGAACAAGCAGCACCUGCAGAAAGAUUUCUUCCUGUACAACGCCUCCAGGGCCAGGAGCAAAACCUACAUCAACAUGCGAGAGGUGUCCCAGCGCUUCCGCCUGCCUCCCAGCGAGUACGUCAUCGUGCCCUCCACCUACGAGCCCCACCAGGAAGGAGAAUUCAUCCUCCGGGUCUUCUCUGAAAAGAGGAAUCUCUCUGAGGAAGUUGAAAACACAAUCUCAGUGGAUCGACCAGUGAAAAAGAAAAAGCCCAAGCCCAUCAUCUUCGUUUCAGACAGAGCAAACAGCAACAAGGAGCUGGGUGUGGACCACGAGUCAGAGGAGGGCAAAGACAAAGCAAGCCCUGAUAAACAGGAGAAAUCCCCACAGCCACCGCCUGGCAACACUGACCACGAAAGUGAGGAACAGCAGCAAUUUCGCAACAUUUUCAAGCAGAUAGCAGGUGAUGACAUGGAGAUCUCUGCAGAUGAGCUCAAGAAUGUCCUUAACUCUGUUGUAAACAAACAUAAGGACCUGAAGGCACAAGGGUUCACGCUGGAGUCCUGCCGUAGCAUGAUUGCCCUCAUGGAUACAGAUGGCUCUGGGAGGCUGAACCUGCAAGAGUUUCAUCACCUGUGGAAGAAGAUCAAGGCCUGGCAGAAAAUCUUCAAACACUACGACACAGAUCAGUCCGGCACCAUCAACAGCCACGAGAUGCGCAAUGCAGUGAACGAUGCAGGCUUCCAUCUCAACAGCCAGCUCUACAACAUCAUCACCAUGCGUUACGCAGACAGACACAUGAAUAUCGACUUCGACAGCUUCAUCUGCUGCUUUGUCAGGCUGGAGGGCAUGUUCCGAGCUUUCAAUGCAUUUGACAAGGAUGGAGAUGGUAUCAUCAAACUCAAUGUUCUAGAGUGGCUACAGCUCACCAUGUACGCCUGAACCCAGCUGGCCUUAGCCAAGGUCAUGCAGGACCUCUCACAGGAGUCAGUCUACCCAGGAUAGCUAGAGCCACUUACCUCAAAGGACCCAGCAGCUAACCCCACAAGGCCUCCAGGGACCUCCUUGUUCUUGUCCCUCCUCCAUUUUGGUCCAUAUUGUCAUUUAGCAUGACUAGCCUGACCGUUGGGAGAACAGCUUUGUCACUUUGCCACAUAAAGGCAAGUGUGUGCCUCAAUGGUAGGUGGCCUCGCCGAGGGGUCUGCUGAUUCUGAGCAGCCUCAGCUUGCAUCAGGCUGUUUGCAGAAGCACAUGCCAAUGGCUGUCCUCACCCUCCACUCGCCUCACUGUGGGAGUAACCAAACUUCUACUUGGAUCUGCCUGUUUUAAGGUGGCCCACUCUGGGCUACACUAACUCAGUGGUAUAGAGCUGGAUACUUUGGGUUUCUGACUCACAAGUUUGGCUGCAUUCUGCAGAGUUGAUCUAAAUAAAAGCAUGUGUAUGGCUGGUU
This is a messenger RNA of Cavia porcellus (domestic guinea pig), 3285 nucleotides long. RefSeq names its product calpain 3 (gene Capn3). The record is from RefSeq and is a predicted model, not a curated record. Lineage: Eukaryota; Metazoa; Chordata; Mammalia; Rodentia; Caviidae. Gene Ontology annotation, cellular component: calpain complex; cytoplasm. Bases 314 to 2776 code for a protein of 820 amino acids. Gene Ontology annotation, biological process: proteolysis; negative regulation of apoptotic process. The transcript has 24 exons. Gene Ontology annotation, molecular function: calcium-dependent cysteine-type endopeptidase activity; calcium ion binding.